Glossina fuscipes is the source of this 4754-nucleotide messenger RNA. It is a transcript of the gene su(sable), whose product is annotated as protein suppressor of sable. Gene Ontology annotation, molecular function: RNA binding; metal ion binding. Bases 640 to 4593 code for a protein of 1317 amino acids. Lineage: Eukaryota; Metazoa; Arthropoda; Insecta; Diptera; Glossinidae. Gene Ontology annotation, biological process: negative regulation of DNA-templated transcription. The record is from RefSeq and is a predicted model, not a curated record. Gene Ontology annotation, cellular component: nucleus. The transcript has 6 exons.
AUUUUUGCUUUUUUCUACAAUCGUGCAAAGGAAAAAGAAGCACAAGUUAGACGACAGAUAGUAUGUAUGUGCUUAUGUAUAUGUGUAUGGGUGCAUUUAGUUGAGAACAAUACGGGAACAGAGAGAGAGAGAGAGAGAUUCGAUAAAGAGACAGGCAAAAUAUAGCAAACAUUUUAAGAGAGCGUAACUAAGCCACACCAACAAAGAAAAUAAAUUACGCGUCAUUGUCUGGAAGAAAAUUUCAUUUUUCAAGAUAAUCGGUUAAUUAUUUCAGGAAAUUUGCAAAAUUUUUUGUCAAUCUAUUAACGAGGUAAAGAAAAAUUUGUCCUUAAAGGAAUGCGCCAUAGAAACAUUCGCAUUAAUUUUGCCACGACAUAUGAGUACAUAUUGACUUUGGGGGUUCGCUCGAACGUUUGUCUGCACUCGUAAUGAAUACAAGAAUUGUGAAAAAUCAAUGCAUAGAAGUGUCGUACAACUUUUUUAAGUGUUUUAAAGGCUUAAAAUUUUUGAAUAACAGCACAGUUUAAAAUUCGAUUCAGACAACCACAAGUUAACUCCAUUUUUUUGAUGUUUGAGGUUCCUUAAGGAAAAGAAAAAUUUUAAAAAAUAAAAGAAAUAAAAAACAUUAAAUAAGGAAAUAUGUCCGCAACACAUAAUAUUGACGAUAAUAAAGUCGAAAUCAAUGAUGAGGAUUUAGAAGAUGGUGAAAUUGAUGAUAGUGAUGAAGAUAGAAAUAACGAUUCAAAUGAUGUUAUGAUUGUAUCGGAUGAUCACCAACAGCAAACUUCUAAAUCACAUAUCGAACCACUAACAAAAAUAGCAAUAGCCAAUGCUAACGUUGGCAGUAAUGCUAAUGACACGGUAGUUACUAUUGACUUAUUGAGUGAUAAUGCUUCUACACCUCCGCCGGCGUCCUCUUCAGCGUCGGCCGGGGUAAAUAAAACGAAAAAACCCAUACCAUUGGACGAUGAUUACGCAGGGAGUAUUGAGAAUGCGUUGGCUAAUGCGUUGAAAAAGAAAGGUAUCGAACCAACUUUACCGAAAUUAUUAGAAAAUCGUUUACAACAGCAAAUAGGGGACGGUGAUGAUACGCCGCCGCCUGGUCAGGGGCAGAGUCGAAGUAGUCGCCGACGCAAAAGGAAAAAGCAACGCGAAGAAAAAGGCCGCGAGAAGGAAAAGGAUCGCAAAGAAAAGAAAAAACGUUUUGAUUCGCCCGAAUCUCAAAGACAAGCGCCACUGCCACCUUUAGGACAUUUGGACGAUGAAGAUGAUAUGGAUGAUUAUGAAAUGCUUAAUGUUCGUGGCGGCAGCCCACCACUUAUGGCCGCACUUCCACCGCCUUCUAACGUUCAUUUAUACAGGGAUCCCUACAAUUCUGAGGAGGAGAGCGAAGGUUCCUCUUACGAUAGCUUUGACAGUGAGGGGGAGGAUAGUAACAAUGAAAAACGAAGACGUCGACAUCAGAAGAAGGAGUCGCGUAAACGUAGAGAGCGCCGUAAUCGAGAUGACGAUAGACGCCAAGAAAAACGUACACGACGUGAAUCAUUGGACGAAAAACAUCGUAAUGAGCCACGUAAAUUAGAAUUAUGCAAAUUCUACUUAAUGGAGUGUUGUGCCAAAAAAGACAAAUGCUCCUACAUGCAUGCCGAUUUCCCCUGCAAAUACUACUAUUUGGGUAUGGAUUGUGUAUAUAAGGAAGAAUGCAAAUUUGCCCAUGGCAAGCCGUUAUCUGAGGAGUUGCGCAAUAUUUUGCUAAAGCAUUUAGAAACGGCACCGAAAGAAAUAUUGGGCAAUUUUAAACGUAUAUCGCGCGAAAAUGCUCUUAGUAUGAUAACAAAAAGACACGAGGAGUUGUGUGUUAAGUUUAAUAUGCAAAAUGUUUGGGCACCGAUUACAGCUAAUUGUUUGCCUAUACAUAACAAUAGACGUAAUAAUAAGAGCAACGGUAACGAUUUGCAACAGCAACAGCAGCAGCCACAGCAGCAAUUGCUAGGGCAACAACAACAAGCAUUGCCAAAUACGAGCAAUAUACCUUCGUUGCUAGAUAUGGUAAUUAAACCGCCAACAAAUAUGGAAACUAGCCGGACAAUAACAACGACGGCUAGUAGCAGUAACGGCAGCAGCACCAGUUCGCCCAGUAGUAAUGAUAAACAACGGAAAUCCCGUUGGGCUGAUAAUAGUACAUCUGCUACUGUAAGCAGCUCAUUGAAUAUACAGCCACCUUCUAGUACGGCGCCUAGUUACUUGGAUUUAGAAAACCUUAGCGGCAUUUUGAGCAAGGAACACAUUGAGAAGCUAUCUCAACUUGGGAUAGUUAAUUUGGAGCAAGUUAAUCAAUUGACGUUUGGCCAACUGAAUCAAAUUGGUUUAACCAUAGCCGAGAUAAGUGAAAUCCAACUGAAUGCGAUGAACAUGGCCAAAUUGGGUGUAAAAACGACUUCAAGCAGCACAGCAGUAACUGCCAUACCUAAUAAUAGCCAGACUAAGGUCCAAAUCGCCGAAACUACCGCGGGCGGUAAUGCAGGCAGUAACAUAAACACACCAUCCACUUCCAUAAAUGGCGAUGUUGAUAUGCGUUUUCUUCCCAGUGUAACAGUUAACAAUGAACCACAGCAGGCAACAUCAACGUUAACGAAUAUUACGCCAACUGCGAAUGCUUCUUCAGCCCCACUAGAAAAAGAUGUUACUUUGUCUUCGAAUUCUAAUUCAAAUAGCAGCAGUGCUGUCAUAAUGGUCGAUUAUUCCCAAUAUUUAAAAGACUCUAAUUUGGCUUUCGAUCGUGCAGAUAUUUAUGAUGAUGAAAAGGAUGAAGAACAGUUAGUUAUAGACGAUGGUAAUUUAGAACAUGACGAUCAGAUUCAACAGCAGCAACAACAGCAACAUCACCAUCAACAACCUCAAAAUGCUUCAAGCGUUAAUCAAGAACAAGAAGAGGCGAAAAACAUGGGUAUGAGUUUCGGUUCAAAGGUCCAACAAUUGCCCGAUAUUCUUAGCAAAAGUCUACGCAACCCGUUUGGUGCCAAUGCUGCCAAUUUCUACGAAGGCUUAAAAUUAGAGUCGUCGUAUGGAGAUUCCAGUGACUUACCUUUUGCAAAUGAGCAUGAUGAAAUUUCGUAUUAUGUGGCGCGUGGUAACCGUAGUUCCCGUGAUUCACGUUCGCCUUCUCGUACGCCACCAGCCCGCUCACAAUCCAAUACACCAGAGGCUUCACAAUCUCCGAAACCAUUCGAUCAAAUGCAUCUGGAAUCACGUGAAAUUGUUUAUGAGCGGGCGAGUAUGUACGACUAUAGUGCGCGUAUAGCGGAAGAGGAUGAAGCACGUGCUGAACAGCGCUUAAAAGGUGACAAAGAUAUGAGGUAUUUGCCGAGUACAGAUACGUCCAGCGGUGAUAUUGACUUACGUUUACCGUUUCAACCGAUUACCAAUUACACACCCGCUACAGAAAUUGACGCUUCCAUCACUUCUCAUUUGCCCAUGUCUUACAAAGUGUAUGAAGUAGAUAUACCGCGUGCAAGUUACAUGGAACUAAGAAAUCAAUUUAAGUCGGACCAUACUCCUGAUCCUCGUUUGCGACGAAUUCUAGGAUUGCCAGAAUUGUCACAAACGAAAACUACGGCCGCCUUAAGUCGUAAAGUACGCAAAUCCAGCCAUAGCAGCAGUAUCGCUUCGCCAGAAUCGGAAAGUUCAUCACCGAAGUAUUAUACACCGCCGCCUACGUCAACGCAGACAACGUCGUAUCAAGAUGAACGUUCAAAAACUACGCAGCAAACCUCGCGCGGUGACCCUCGACGUGAUCCUCGUCGUAAUCCCCAUAAUAAUGAUUCGAAUACGACCACCAAUCUUCCACAUUCAGCGGGAGGGCAAAAACAGAAUGUUGAAAUUCGCAAUCUCUUGCAAAAAUCAGAAUGGUACAAAAAUCUUAAUUCGAAAUUUAAGAUCAUGGUCAAUCAGCAGUUGGCUUUAGUAUCCACAGAAUUGAAGAAAUUCCAUCAGGAUCCUUCGCCCAAUAAAAUUUUUGAUAUAAGCUUCAUAGUCAACAAUUCCACACUACAACAAAUACUGACUAAUUUGGGCAUAUAUAUAGAUGAUAACGGCGAAGUAGCCUAUGUUGAUAACGAUGGCGAUGAAGCGAGUACGCCCUCCACUAGCAGCGCUUCAGCUGUAAUUAAUACACCGAAUGCUGCUGCUGGGAGUAACAUUAAUCUACCAAAUCUCUCGCACCCACCACCGAACACUACAAACGUGACACCCGCGGUUAGUGUUAAUAACCCAGCUCUGGAAUUUCUAAGAGCUCCGCCGCCCAAUAUGAUACCUGCGGGCCCACCACCCAUAGCUUUGGGUCCGAUGUUCCAACGGCCACCUUUGCAAGUAUCAUUAUUUGGACGACCUAGUUUGCUAGGUUUGCCACCGCCCGCUCACUUUAACCCAUUUGCUAGCAAUUUAGCCGAUAUAAAUGUGGCCAACAACGCAAACUUCAUUGGUCCAACCGCGGCAGGUAUUCUGGGAGCGUUUGCAGGCCUGCAACAGCAGCAGCAACGCAACUUUAAUAACCCACGAAAUCGGAGUCAAACGCGCCGCAACAAUAUGAUUUAAACUGUAAAGAUAUAUAGAUUUUUUUUUUAGACAUCCUUUCUAUUAAAAAUGGAGAUUAAAGUUUUUUACUUAACCGUCAUGUUGUAUUAUAUGAAAAAUUUCUCCCUUUUCCAGUUUUUUAUCACUGUAAUCUAUCGUCAUUUUUAUUGUUCUCAUUUUUG